Caenorhabditis angaria is the source of this 3021-nucleotide messenger RNA. The record is from the annotation of a GenBank genome assembly. NCBI's taxonomy places the organism in Eukaryota, Metazoa, Nematoda, Chromadorea, Rhabditida, Rhabditidae.
AUGGGUCAAAAGAAAUAUAACCGUCGCCGUGAUGGCAGCAAACGUCCGCCAUUGAAAUCUGUCGAAAAUACGACAACAACUGAUGGUCCGCAACCACAAGUGCAACACUUGCAAGCUGUUCAAAAGCCUCAACCUCGAGAACAACACUUCGAAGCGGCUCAAAAACCUCAAUCACAUGUGCAACACUUUGAAAGUCCUUCAAAAAAUCAAACUAGCUUUGCUACGAGACCUCGAAGAGCAGAUCAAUCGGAAAAUUGGCGAAAACCUGAAGUUCAGAGGCAACAAUCGAGUUGGAGAAAUCAACGAGAGCCAGCUGUCGGGAACACCAGAGAGCGAAAGGAUGAAGUUAGAGAAUGCUCGAAUCAACAAUCCGAACAAUCAACAAGCACAAUCGUAUUCCAACAGAAGGCUCCGACAAAAGUAGAGAGAAACACGAAUGUUCGAUCAUUUGAAUCAAAAUUCUCUUCAUUUCUCGAUGGAAUCGAUCCAAUAUUUCGAAAUGCUUGCAAAAUUAAAAAUAUUGGAGAGGAUGUCGCGAAAUUGAUUGAAGAAUUGAACAAAAUUGGUCUCAAUAACUUCUGGCCUUUCGAAAAUCCCAACUUCCACACAAAUAUCAAUGAGUUGCGCAAAGUCUUCGAAGAAUUAUUCAAAAUUGUCAAAACUUGUUUUAUGUUUCUUUGUUAUCAACGAGGAUUCAUAUUUAUUCAAGCGGACAAGAGUAGAAAAUAUUCAAAUGCAUGGAACAAUUCAAUCGACGUUGAUGGUGAAUUGACGAUUUUGAAGGAGGUGGUGAAAAAGUUGAAGAAUUUGUGCGAGGAGAAAAAAUGGACAGAUGAAGGAGAUUUGAGUUUCAGCAACAAUGUUGACAAAUAUUUCGAUUUGUUGGUGCCAGCCCUGAAAACAUCUGAUAUCGAGGUUCUUUCGAACCAUGGAAUUAUCGAUCGAUUGAAUUCAAUAUCCUCGAGGAAAAGCCUUGGUUUCGAAAUUUCUGUGAAAGAUGUUGAUGAUGUAAUUUUCUAACAGUUCCAUUUUAAAUACCUAUUUACACUUGUAUUUUUCCAGAUGCUCUCAACUUCAUUGAAAAUGCGAGGAUUUGGCGAUUUCACAGCAACUGCUUCUCAAUGUGUCGAAGUCUUCACAACAUCCAAUCAACUCGAGCAAAUCCUGGAAAAAUCUGAAGAAAUCCUCAAAAUUGUUGAUAUUCGUUGCGGAAAUGCCGCUUUGAAAGCAAUCACUCGAUUAUUCGGCCAAAUUUCAGAAGAAGAAAUCGCUGCAAUUUUUGAGAAACUCGACAAAUUCGGCAAAUCAACGAUGAGCAGAUUCCUUGGCUAUUCACCAAAUGAGAUUAUGUCGCGAGCAAAGGAAACUGAAGAUGUUUAUAAAUUGUUUUAUCUGGCGCUUCCUGGAAAAUCCGGAGAAAAUCAUUUUAUCACAUCUAAUGAAGCUGGAGAUGCAAUCAGAGCAUUUUAUGCGCUUUUUGAUAUUCAAGAAGUCAAUCAAAUGCUUUUCCAAAUUUGUUGUCAUUCGAUGGACAAUAAAAAUCAAAAGCAAAUCAUCCAAGCUCUGAAAAAUCUUCCCGAAUCACUCAAGAAAACCCUCGAAAUUGGUGAAGAAUUUUUCUCUGGAGAUUACAGCAACAAUGAGAAUAGUUUAUAUUUUCAAAUUGGAAAUGGAAUCAACAAAUUAUCAUCCGAUAAACAAAUUUCAAAGUUUAUAAAAGUGUUGAUAUCCGCCAAACCUGACAAUAUUCUAUCUUAUGAGCGAAUCUUCCGAAUGUGCAUCAAAUCGAUCAAUUUGCCAGAAUCGAAAAAUGUAUCGAAUGUUUUGUUGACAAUUGGAAAAGAUCUGCCAAUUGAGGAUUUGAAGUUUUCCAAGGAUUUCAUACAGGAUUUGAUUUUGAGCAUGUUGCGCAUUUAUUCGUUCCCUGUUGAUGUUAAUUUGAGUGGAAAAUACGAUUUUCUAGGUAGGUUGAAUUUUUUUCGGCGAUAUCUAUCAGAAGUUUAUGAAUCUUUUUUCAGCCAGCAUGCUGGUUCAAGUUUUCGAACUUUGUAAAAUCAAUGAUGAGAUUCAAUUGGAUGUCGAUUAUUUGGUGAAAGAAUGGGAGGUUGGAUUUUAUCGCUUUUCAAGUUUGAAAACAUGAAUAUUUUUGCAGAAACUGAACCAUCCUUGGUUUGUAAAACUGUAUCUACAAGAAUGGUUUAACGUGUUGUAUUUCCCAACAAAGCCUAAUAUUGUUUAUCCAUGGAGUUCGAUUGAAUCACCAACAAUUUCGGAUUAUGCCGAAUUAGUCAAAUUAUCAACAUCUUGGCCACAUUGUGCUGAGAUCAAUUUGAUCACCCAUUGUAUGUCAAAGGUUUUGCCGAAUGAUUUGAACUCUGUUGAAAUUCUUGAAGAAAUGUUGAAGCGGGUUGAUGGUUUAGAAAUUGUUGAUCGUUGGAAGGAUGUGAGUUCGGAUCUAAUUUUUGAAAUUAAAAAAAUUCAUAUUUCAAUAUAAAUUUUUCCAGCGACUCAAAUGUGCAUACAAAUCGAAAAUCGAAGAUCGCAAGUAUGCUAAACAAGAAAAGUCAUAUGAUAACCCUGAUGGAGCACAUGAAAAUGUUGGAAAUGAGGAGAAGAAAGAGAUGGAAGGGCAAGAAUUUGUGGAGAGGAUCGCGGAGAAAUCGAGAAACAUUGUGGAGCUUCCGGAGGAUAAGGUAAACAUUUACUGGAUUUUUUUUUGAAAAUUAAAAUUGAAAAGUUUGUGAAUUACGAAUCUCAGCAAAAAAUAAAAAAUCAUCGAUUUCAAUCGAACAUCUCGAAUUCAAAGUGUUUUUGAAUUACUGAAAAUUAGGCUUAAAAUCUUCGAUAUUUAUUGAAAAAUGAAAAAAAAAACGGUAUAAUUUCCAGGAAAAAUGGUUGGGCCAUAUGGCUCCAGAAUUUUGGCGUGCUCUAACACAAGCUCAACAAAAAGAAGUCAAAAAAUAUCGACUCGAACAUCCUCGCCUCAAACAAUAUCGUCCUGCUCCUCGCAAAACCGAAUAA